ACCGUCCCGCGCGCACGGUCGAAAAUAGGAGGGCUUUCUACUAAUCAGCACUCAGGCUCGCGCGAGCAAAAGUGCUUGGGUUGUCGAGUGAGCUUUUAGCAGAGGCGCAGAAGGUAGAAGGCAUGAGCGAACGCAGAAGCGGUGGUUACCAAUGCAUUCUCCAGAUACUGGAUCAUCCGGAGUAAAACAAGGGAAACAAUAGAUUCCACAGGAAUUUUGCACAGUGCACGGUGUGCUAUCGUCUCCGAAUGAAUGACCAUGGGGGAGUGGACAAUAUUAGAGCGUCUCUUGGAGGCGGCUGUCCAACAGCAUUCUACUAUGAUCGGAAGGAUCCUCCUAACUGUGGUGGUGAUUUUCCGGAUUCUAAUCGUUGCGAUAGUUGGAGAGACGGUCUAUGAUGACGAGCAGUCCAUGUUUGUGUGCAACACCCUGCAGCCCGGCUGUAACCAGGCCUGCUACGACAAGGCGUUCCCCAUUUCCCACAUCAGAUAUUGGGUGUUUCAGAUUAUUCUGGUGUGCACCCCGAGUCUCUGUUUCAUCACCUACUCCGUGCACCAGUCCGCCAAGCAGAAGGAGCGUUUGGAGCGGGGGUACUCCACCGUGUUCCUCUCCUUGGACAAGCGCCAUGAUUCCAUCAAAAGAGAUGACAGUAAAAAGAUCAAAAACACCAUUGUAAAUGGAGUACUUCAGAACACGGAGAACUCCACCAAAGAAGCCGAGCCCGACUGCUUGGAGGUGAAGGACAUCCCACAUUCGGCCAUGAGAACUAGUGGAAAGUCUAAAAUGAGGAGGCAGGAGGGAAUCUCAAGGUUCUACAUCAUCCAAGUGGUUUUCCGAAACGCUCUAGAGAUAGGCUUCCUGGUGGGUCAAUAUUUCCUGUACGGAUUCAAUGUCCCCGCGGUGUAUGAGUGUGAUCGAUACCCCUGCAUCAAAGAUGUAGAAUGCUACGUUUCCAGGCCCACGGAAAAGACAGUGUUUCUGGUCUUCAUGUUUGCGGUCAGUGGCGUCUGUGUGCUCCUGAACUUGGCUGAACUCAAUCAUCUUGGGUGGAAGAAGAUCAAAGUAGCUGUCAAAGGCGUGCAGGCCAGGAGGAAGUCCAUCUACGAGAUCCGAAACAAAGACUUGCCUAGAAUGAGCAUGCCAAAUUUCGGCCGCACUCAAUCAAGUGACUCUGCCUAUGUGUAGCUGUCGAUUUCAAUACAACUGAAUGGAACAAUUGUAGCCUACAAAGAAUUCACAUAUAUUUAAUAAUAAUGUGGUAGAUAUUUUAUUUCACCGACUUCGUUUGCGAAGUAGGUCGGGUAUAUCGAUUUUAAUUGUA
This is a messenger RNA of Oncorhynchus masou masou (cherry salmon), 1321 nucleotides long. RefSeq names its product gap junction delta-2 protein-like. Gene Ontology annotation, molecular function: gap junction channel activity. Bases 253 to 1185 code for a protein of 310 amino acids. Gene Ontology annotation, cellular component: connexin complex. Gene Ontology annotation, biological process: cell-cell signaling. The transcript is spliced from 2 exons. Lineage: Eukaryota; Metazoa; Chordata; Actinopteri; Salmoniformes; Salmonidae. The record is from RefSeq and is a predicted model, not a curated record.